AUGGGCACCGUGGAGCCCGAAGAGUUUUGCAGCCGCGAGAGAGAAAAUGGUUAUUCCGCAGCCAUCGAGGCAAUCACCAGCCAGCACGUGCCCCAGCACGUGACCCAGCACGUGAUAGAGCAGGCAGAGCAGAAGACGGACACAAAGUCCAAGGACACAACGUCCAAGAAGCCGUUACCCGGCUGCACUAUACAGGGGUUCUUGGUUGCGGUUGCUAUAUAG
Symbiodinium pilosum is the source of this 222-nucleotide messenger RNA. The record is from the annotation of a GenBank genome assembly. NCBI's taxonomy places the organism in Eukaryota, Dinophyceae, Suessiales, Symbiodiniaceae.